AUGAUUGUAGAAUGCCUAGUUCGGAGAGUCCUGAUUGAUCCAGGAAGUAGUGCAAAUGUCAUGCCCAGGGUGACGUUCGACCGACUAGAGAUCGCACCCGAAAAACUCAAACCCACAGGGAAUCCGCUGCUCGGAUUUGAUGGGAAGCGAGUGGAACGCAUUGGAAUAGUAGAAUUGACAGUACAAGCCGCUGAGCGAGUUCUGACUGAAAGUUUUAUGGUAGUGGAAAUUUAUCCAUCAUACAACCUCUUGAUGGGCAGAGGAUGGAUUCACAGAAUUCAGGGCGUUCCGUCAACCUUACAUCAAGUGAUGCGAUGUUUAGGUCCGGAUGGGACCAAGGUGAUAGAUAUACAUGGGGACCAGGUUGCGGCUAAAGAAUGUUAUUCAGUAACUUUAAAAUCUGCUGAAAAGGGGAAAAAUCCCAUCCGUUCUGCCAUUCCAAAAUAG
Messenger RNA from Cornus florida, 447 nucleotides. RefSeq lists its product as uncharacterized. The record is from RefSeq and is a predicted model, not a curated record. Bases 1 to 447 code for a protein of 148 amino acids. Lineage: Eukaryota; Viridiplantae; Streptophyta; Magnoliopsida; Cornales; Cornaceae. The transcript has a single exon.